AUGUCGCGAACCGCUGCCGAUGGUGCUGGUCGCGCAUGCACAGUCCCGGUGGUCGCGCAGAUUAAGCUUUUGGAAGAAUAUUCCGACACGGUCUUUUCCUGUCAAGGGACGCUCUUCAAAGUGCACAAAGCCGUCGUCUGCUCUCAAUCCCCCGUGAUCCAGGCCGCCAUGCGGUCUGGCUUUCAGGAGUCCGGAAAUAAUACGUUGAACAUGGACACGUUUACGCCCGCCUUAGUGAAACAUUUCAUUCAGUUUCUUUACUCUAAAGACUACGACGACGUCUAUAUUCCCGACAAAGACGAGCCCCAGGCCGACAAGAAGAUAGCGGACCAAGUCGCAGAGCCCAAUGGCGAAUCGGAGUUUUCCGAAUGGUUAGUUAGUUCGGCUAGAUCUCCCUCCCUAGGCGGAAAAAGCCAACAGCCCGAGGUCCACGAUCCGGUAUACCAGACUAUCCUGGUCCAUACCCGUAUGAACGCCAUGGCAGACUACUACGACGUCCCCGAACUCGCCACCAUCGCCAACAUGCGCAUCAGUGCCAUCUUGGCGGACGCGUCGCCCCACAAGCCGUGGAUCAUCGGCCUUCCCGCCAUUGCUGAGGUCGCGCUCGACAUCGUACACAACCACGGCCUGUCCGACAUCCUUGCGACCGCCAUUGUCGAGCAUAUCGACACCAUUCUCGCCAUGGGCACGCUCGAUACCUCACCCCUGAUGACGCCGUUUGGCUUGGAGCUGCUGAAAAAGUGCAACGCCGUUAAUCAGGUCAUAUCGAAAUCACCGUUAACCAAGUCAUAUCGAACAUCCAAGCACCCGGGGCGGAAACAAGUCUUGGACCGCUGCCAAAUAUGCAGUGGGCGAUUCAAUUGCACCAUUGAAGCGGUUAUUGGCGAACUGGUGGUGCAUUGCGACCAUUGUGGUCGAUACUAA
This is a messenger RNA of Cordyceps militaris CM01, 924 nucleotides long. Its product is annotated as BTB/POZ fold domain containing protein. Gene Ontology annotation, molecular function: protein binding. The transcript has 2 exons. The record is from RefSeq and is a predicted model, not a curated record. NCBI's taxonomy places the organism in Eukaryota, Fungi, Ascomycota, Sordariomycetes, Hypocreales, Cordycipitaceae. The coding region runs from base 1 to 924 and encodes 307 amino acids.